This is a messenger RNA of Rubroshorea leprosula, 651 nucleotides long. NCBI's taxonomy places the organism in Eukaryota, Viridiplantae, Streptophyta, Magnoliopsida, Malvales, Dipterocarpaceae. The record is from the annotation of a GenBank genome assembly.
AAUCACGGGGGCAGUUCAACAAUCGAUUCCAAGCUCCAACUUAUCAGUCAACGGCUUUUACAAGUCAAUCAAGGCCCGUUUAUGCCUCUGGGACAAGUCGUCCACAACAAGAGAAAAAGAGACGCUAUUUUGACAAGCUUCCUCUGUCAUAUACUGAGGUGUUUCGACAAUUAGUAGAAGCAGGAAUUGUUACUCCAGUACCUAUGGUGUCGGUAAAACCACCAUUUCUAGCAUGGUACAACCCACAAGCAAGAUGUGAAUACCAUAGUGGAGGUGUUGGACAUGAUCUUGAAAAUUGUCUUGCUUUAAAGCACCGUGUCCAAGAUCUGAUAGAUGCAAAAGAGUUGCAGAUUGCAUCAGAACAAAAGGUUGUUGGUCCGAAUAUCACUAAAAACCCCCUACCAACACAUGAUAGUUCAACAGUCAAUAUGAUUGAGAAAGAUUUUGAGGAAGGUCAGGAGGUGGCUGCAGUUACUUUCACCAAUCAAGUUUCAUCAAAUCCUAGACAGCCUUUAAUAUUGAAGGGACCAACGCUUACAGUUCCACUCAAACAAGGUUGAUCUUAGAACUGUUACUGAUGAGGGCUUGAAUGAGUGAACAAUGGAGUUUUUCCCUAUUGCUAUCAUUUUGGAAUGAAAUGUGUCUAUCAUG